UAUUCCCCGAAGAUGCCUCAAGGAAGCAGUACUUCCGAAACCUAUGAUAGUUCGUUCUCCAUGGGAUCUUGUUAAAAAAACAGGAAUGUCUCCAAAAGCUACUGUGCUUUGUUCUCCUCAAGGGAUUAUUAAAAAGGAACCAGUAGUACAUGUCAGUGGAACUGUCAGCAAAACUUUUAAACAUUCUCCGGCCGAGGUGGAGCUCCUUCAAAAACUAAAUGAAGUGUGGCAAAGAAAUAUGGAAUAUAAAAAGAAAAUUAAGUCUCUUCACCAAGCUAGACGUCGACAUGAUCGAACUAUUCGUCACUUGAAGGCUUUGUUAAAAGACCUGAAGAAAAAGACUGCAGUAAGUGAUGAAAGCCAUGAUGAUGAUGAUCAGAAAAUAUCAUCAGAGUCAAUUCUGGCUCCAGAUGGGACUAUUGCUCUGCAAAUUAUAAAAAUAUGAGAAAACCAGUUUCUAAAAGAACAUGUAGAUAAAUUAAGUGCCUUCAUCGUUUCUCAUGUUCAUUCACCAACUUGAGUAAGAAACUUAUUUAAAAUUUUGCUAUUUCAUAAUAGUACUGUAAAAUAAAUUAAUAUUGAAACAUAAUUACAACGGCUGGCUUCACAGUUAAAUUUUCAAAUGGUUUUAGUGGUUUUUCAAUGGUGUCCUUAUGUAUAAAUUAUGUGUUUAACAAAUAAGACAAACUGACUGGUGCUUGAUUUUGUAUGAGAAACAUCAACAAAGUUAGAUGGUGUGGUUGGAAGGCUGUAAUGCAGAACAUGCCAAACUAUUUUUCCAAUAUAGCUAUUAAAACUUUGCUAUAAAAA
Stegodyphus dumicola is the source of this 810-nucleotide messenger RNA. RefSeq lists its product as uncharacterized. The record is from RefSeq and is a predicted model, not a curated record. Lineage: Eukaryota; Metazoa; Arthropoda; Arachnida; Araneae; Eresidae.